Messenger RNA from Platichthys flesus (European flounder), 3247 nucleotides. RefSeq names its product calcium binding protein 1a (gene cabp1a). The record is from RefSeq and is a predicted model, not a curated record. NCBI's taxonomy places the organism in Eukaryota, Metazoa, Chordata, Actinopteri, Pleuronectiformes, Pleuronectidae. The transcript has 7 exons. Bases 144 to 1346 code for a protein of 400 amino acids. Gene Ontology annotation, molecular function: calcium ion binding.
UCCUGCUGCGCUGCUGCCGCACAGCAACCAGGUGGAGAGAUGAAGCCCAACUCAGCAGAGAGCGUCACGGGCCGACGAUGGAGAGAAGACGGCGAAUGAUGGAGGAUCACCCGAGCGAGACGGAAUAGAGCAGACCCGCAGCUAUGAGCUCCUCCUUCCCCAAAUCUGAAUCCACGACCUCCUUGUUGAAAUCGUCCGCGGCGGCGACGAGACCUACACACCUCCCUGAGCGCACAGCAGAGAGCCGGAGAAGUCAACACCCGCAGCAUCAGCACCAGCAUCACCACCGUCCCGCCGCCGUGCUCCGGAGCACUGGCAGCAAAGCCGAGGAGUCCUUCUGGUCGGCCGAGUGCGACGUCAGCGCCCGGAGACCCCUGUGCCACCCCUCCCUCGUCGGCAGCCGGGACAGUAGUGAUCACGCCGCCACUCGGGACAAGUGCAAGUCUCAUGCCCCGACCCACGGCCAAGUUCCCGACCCGCCGAACAGCGGCGAGGCGGGCCGAGGUGUGAGGGAGCGCUGCAGGUCCUCCAAACCCACACACCGGCACCACCAUCGCAGGAAGCACACCAAGGAGGACCGUCCCCUGGCGGCAGGGGCACCCGAGCCCGAGCAUGCCCGUCGCUGCCCCACUCAUAGCAGCCCGGUCCCCAGGGUGCCCUCGCUGUCGGACAGCAACGACGACAGGGCGCCUCUCUGUGAGCCGAGGGACCGUCGGGGAGCCGGUUCGGCCAACAGUGCAGGAGGUCAGGUCCCCAGUCCCUCCCCGUCCUCGUGCUCCCUGGUCCCGCUGUCCAGCAGUUCAUCCCGUCGCUCCCGGAGGUCCAGUGCUGCUUCUUCUGCAUCCGAUGUCCAUUUACGCACGAUCCUCAAUUCUCUCUUUGGCCAGGACAGAGAGCUGCGGCCAGAGGAAAUGGAUGAGUUGCGCGACGCUUUCAAAGAGUUCGACAAGGACAAAGAUGGUUUCAUCAGCUGCAAAGACCUGGGAAACUGUAUGAGAACCAUGGGAUACAUGCCCACUGAAAUGGAGCUGAUUGAGCUGAGCCAACAGAUCAACAUGAACUUGGGAGGUCAUGUUGAUUUUGAGGAUUUCGUAGAGUUGAUGGGUCCAAAGCUCCUCGCUGAAACGGCUGACAUGAUUGGAAUAAAGGAGCUGAAAGAUGCAUUCAGAGAGUUUGACACUAAUGGAGAUGGUGCCAUAAGCACAUCCGAGCUCCGAGAUGCAAUGAGAAAGCUGUUGGGUCAACAGGUGGGUCUAAAGGAAGUAGAAGAUAUCCUGCGGGAUGUUGACUUAAAUGGAGACGGGCUUGUUGACUUUGAAGAGUUUGUACGAAUGAUGUCUCGCUGAGUUCACAAAAAGAUCGGACCUGAAUGUGAAGCUGUGUCUUUGUCUGUACUUGACCGAGUACGACAGAGGACCAUGCUGAGAUCUUCUGAGCCGCCCCAAUAUAGAUCAAACUGGAAUCAAAACUCCUUGAAUGUAACGGAGAAAAGCGUCACCUCUCACUUUCAAUCAAUAAGUGUUCUUCCUGAAAAGUCUCUGGUUCGUGUGAGGCGAAAUUUGCCGUAGCCUAGCUGAUGAUUGUUCAACUUAGGUUUUUGCACUUUAAUUCUCACUAAAUAACUUCCUGUGUGUAUAGAACUCUGGUGUCUCGUCUCCUCUUCUACGUGGAUAAUAUAAGUGUUUUGCAUAACGUCGCCUAAUGUGCAUAUCACAGUCAGGAUUAGAGAAUGUAUGCCUAUAGAAAAGAUUGAGAAGACGUUACAUUUCAUUUUCACACAGUAAGAGGUUAUAAGUGGAAUGUCCUUUGUGUGACACUGGUGCUCCACCAAGGAACCAACGUGGUAAUAUCACACCUGUAUUGUAGCCGUGUGACCAUCUGUGAUUUCUCACUGUGCCAGUCCAGUAAACCGAAGCAUCAACUGUCUGACAGCUACAUGCAAUGAAGCAGCAGAUCUCUGAAAUUGAUGAGCAGCAGAACUUAGAAAUACAGUUCCUACACAGUAUCUCAUUCUGCAUGGUCUAGAUCAGGGACAGUGGACAUUUUUUUUAAAGGAGACAUAUGGGGCUUUUCAUCAGUUUUUCUUUCCUCUAGUGUGUUUUAAAGAGCCAAAACUCUCCUCCACAGAAAACAUUGCUCCUGAAGCUCCUCGUCACAACCUGGCCGAUACCUCCGGGCUAUCAUAAUGUCACAUGAUAUCACAAUGCCGACAUUUGCAUAAUUUGAGCCUAGUGGCCACUCUAGCACACCCUCUAGUAAAACCAGUUAAAACGAGAGCAGAGGUCAAUAUUUCCUACAGGAGCGGCCAAUAAUGCAGGAAUAAUUGCAUGAUAUGUCUCCUUUAACUAGAUGCAUAGCUCUCUUUCAAAAGCCAGAAAACCAAAGUGCUCAGUAACACUAGCCUGCUGUGGUUUGCAGCAUCCAAUGCAGUGUAAAUGGAGCCUCUCCACACUGUCUGACAGCGCUCACAGGUUUGAAUUCCUGUUCUGUAACCUUGCUUUGGGAACAAGUAAUGUCAGUUUUCAAAGAAUCACCACGACCCUGUCUGUGAACACACCGCAGGAAAGACAUUUUGUCUGUAUAUGCAGUGGAUGUGAUAAUGUUGUACCCGUACUGUAUGUCAGUGUCAAUAUGAAUCUAGUUGUGGAAAUGUUUCACACAUCCGUGUUGUCGAAAAGCAAUUUUUAUGCAUGCCAAAGAGAGAAAUUUAUUAAAUUUAGUAUGCACAUUACAUUUUUUUGUCUAAGGAAGUAAAUACAACAAUUUCGCCAAGUUGACUGUAUAAAAAAAUAAAAGGUGUCUAAAUUUGAGCAACCUUUUCCCGUGGUGAAAUUAUCAAAGAAAAUACAUGAGCAAUAUGGUAGAAAGUGGUUUUGCGACUGUUAUUUAGAAAUCCAAUGAAAAUAUACUAUGCUUACUCUAAUACAUUGACAACAGUUUUUUUUGUUAUGAACCUUUACUUUCAAAAGAAUCUUCUCUGUUUCUAUUUUUUAAUCAGGAGAGACUUCGAUUCAAUGGUUUAACAGUAAUUUGUUGACCCAAGCACAGAGAAGGUUAUGUGAAUGUUAUAAGUCUUCAUGUUUUAGAUCCCUAUGUGAUGUCAUCAGGAUUAGAAGGGGGUGGAGCAGAAUGUAGUAAAGGAUUCCACCCAGGGGUCUAGACACUGGUUUGACAGUUUGACAGUUUGACAGUAGCCGCAUGAUUGGCUGGAAGAGACUGUGGCAGAAUCUGAUUGGUUGUUUAGAAA